AUGGUGUUUCCGCUUCUUUUGGUGCUCAUGGGCCUUGGCUCUGCUCUGCGCCAUGUCCAGGUGACCAACGAUGCAGGGGCGGCGAAUGAGUCGCAGAAGUGGGGGUGGUUGUGGCAUCAGGAGGUCAUCACUUGUAGUUGUAUCGAUGGUGAAGAAUUCACCACUUGGGCGAAAUGCCGCGAGGCAUGCGACAAGUGGUGUGGAGAGGCUUUUGACGAUUGGGAGUGCUUUGACGCGAAGGCCGCGAAGGCCGGUUUCUUGCAGGAGUUUUCAAAAGAGCUUCCCGGCGACAAAGAAGUGUACGAUGACUGA
Molecule: messenger RNA, 312 nt
Organism: Symbiodinium necroappetens
Lineage: Eukaryota; Dinophyceae; Suessiales; Symbiodiniaceae
Source: the annotation of a GenBank genome assembly